This is a messenger RNA of Saprolegnia parasitica CBS 223.65, 639 nucleotides long. RefSeq lists its product as hypothetical. The record is from RefSeq and is a predicted model, not a curated record. Gene Ontology annotation, cellular component: nascent polypeptide-associated complex; cytosol. Lineage: Eukaryota; Oomycota; Saprolegniomycetes; Saprolegniales; Saprolegniaceae. Bases 1 to 537 code for a protein of 178 amino acids. The transcript is spliced from 3 exons.
AUGUGCGUGAGCGCUAAAGCCUGGUUUACUUGCUCAAUCCUCUUACUAGACAUGGCUGACGAAAUUGCUCUCGCGCGUGAACGCCUCGCCGCCAAGUUCGGCGACGUCCGCACCGGCGGCAAGGGCUCGGUGCGCCGAAAGCACAAGGCGGCGCACAAGCCCGCCCCGGGUGAUGACAAGAAGCUCAACGCCGCCCUCAAGAAGCUCGGCGUGACGCCCAUGCCGGACGUGAACGAAGUCAACCUCUUCAAGGCCGACGGCCAGGUCAUCCACUUUGUCCAGCCCAAGGUCCAGGCCUCGAUCGCCUCCAACACGUUCGCUGUCUCGGGCCCUGCCUCGACCAAGUCGCUCCAGGAGUUGCUCCCCGGCAUCAUCAACCAGUUGGGCCCGGACAACCUUGCCAACUUGAAGCAGAUCGCCGAGACGUACACGGCCAUGCAGCGCAACGCCCAGGGCCACUCGGCCCUCGACGACGAAGACGAUGACGAUGUCCCGGACCUCGUCGAGAACUUCGAGGACGUCAGCGAGCAGGAUUAAACAAGCCAACCGUUAAAGUAGACUCGCGCAUGUAGUAGUCUACCUUCUUCCCGUCUCUAGUACACACGCCGAGCGUGCGCCAGGCUUACGACAACACUUUUU